Messenger RNA from Cannabis sativa, 1281 nucleotides. RefSeq lists its product as uncharacterized. NCBI's taxonomy places the organism in Eukaryota, Viridiplantae, Streptophyta, Magnoliopsida, Rosales, Cannabaceae. Bases 167 to 1180 code for a protein of 337 amino acids. The transcript is spliced from 5 exons. The record is from RefSeq and is a predicted model, not a curated record.
UGAAUACAUUAUGGAAUGAGGGAGUUGAGCUCCAUGAUGCUUUUGUAAACAAAACUUUUACAUUGAGAGCAAUUUUGAUGUGGACCAUCCAAGAUUUUCCAGCCUAUGGGAACCUUGCUGGAUGUAAAACUAAAGGGUAUUAUGUGGACCUGUUCAAUUUCGAUGGAUGUAUCCCUUUGAGAGACAUAUGAAGACACUAAAAGCAUAUGUCAGAAAUCAAGCAAGGCCUGAAGGUUGUAUUGCAGAGUCCUAUCUUGCAGAUGAGUGUAUGAAUUUUUGUAAUGAAUUCAUUAAGUCAACAAUUGGGUUGAACAAAAAAAAGCAUCGCAACGAAGAGUGGGUCAAUGAUGUGUUAUUUGAGGGUCGUCCAAUUUCUAGAAAGCAUGACUUUACAAUGACAGAUGAGUGGUUAGAAAUUGCACACCGAUACGUUCUACUGAAUACAUCUAUUGUGGAGCCUUUUCUAGAGAUGCAUAAGGACGAGUUAAGGAAAACCAACCAAAUUUAUGCAAGAAAUAGUGGCUUGCUUUGGAAAAGGCAUGUAGAGACAUUUCCAAAAUGGCUGAAGGAAAAGGUUCCUAUUGAUAAGGGUGAAGAAAAUGAUUUGUUGAAAUGGUUAGCAUAUGGACCUAGGAAACAAGCAAUAUCUUGCACAGGAUUCAUCAUCAAUGGUCAAAGAUUCAAUGUAGAAGAUGAUAAAAAGACAACACAGAAUAGUGGUGUUUCUAUUGAUGCAACAACCAUGUGUAGAUCCAGUGCUAAAGAUCAAUCACAAGUUGCAGAUGUGGUUUCCUACUAUGGAGUCCUAAAAGAGAUAAUCUUGUUAGAUUAUCACACAUUUCAAAUUCCACUUUUUAGAUGUCUAUGGGCUAAUGUUCCUAAUGGUAUUAGGAUCGAAGAUGGCCUCACAUUAGUUAACUUAGAGGAAAGUCAAUCACAAUUUGUUAAAGACCCUUUCAUUUUAGCUUCACAAGCUAAACAAGUUUUCUACUCUAGAGAACGUGAUUCUAGUUGGCAUGUAGUAAUGAUGGCACGCCCAAGAGGAUUUUAUGAAUUGGAAUAUUAUGAUAGGCAUGAGUAUAUGCCCAUCAUUUUAGAAAAUAAUAUUGAAACUAGGUUGGAUGAUGUAGUUGAAGAAGACCAAUAUGUGAGAGUGGAUUGUGAAGGCACCUUAGUUUGAAUAAUGUUGUUGUUUUUGUCUCGUGUGAUGUCUUUUGUACUGUUCUUUUAGGAGUUUUGUUUUCUCAGACAUUUUCAUAAUGCUAUUAAUGUUUAUAUUGA